Cucumis melo (muskmelon) is the source of this 1961-nucleotide messenger RNA. RefSeq names its product membrane protein of ER body 2-like. NCBI's taxonomy places the organism in Eukaryota, Viridiplantae, Streptophyta, Magnoliopsida, Cucurbitales, Cucurbitaceae. The transcript is spliced from 6 exons. The coding region runs from base 196 to 1749 and encodes 517 amino acids. The record is from RefSeq and is a predicted model, not a curated record.
UGGGUUAGGGUUUUAUUAUUAAAAUAAUAGCAAGUUGCCAUUUUUUCUUCACUUCCACAUUUCUAAAUUGAAAAAUGGCGAUAAAAACCACUCCAUUCCACCCUUUUUCUUCUCUCUCUCUCUCUCUCUACAGACCCUUAAGCAUCGGAGAACCAUAUUGUAUCCUGUGACCGUACCCACCAUACCUUGCUUGUAAUGGAAGACGUUGUAGAUUUGCUGCCGCCGCCGGUGGAACCGGUUGCCGGAGAUGGGAAGUCACGUGAGAAACACCUGACAAGAUCGUGCUCCUCUUCUGAUAGCGAUGAAAUGUAUUCCGGGGGAUCUCCUAAAGAAAUAUUGAAAUCGGGUGGUAAAGCAAUUGCUCCAACCGGAGAAGCCGAUAUCAUUUACAUUCCACAUGUGGUUGACAAGACUCUAAUUCUAAAUCGCAACAAUAGCAACAAAAAUAUUAAUAAUAAUUUGACACCGCCUUCCACCGUGUCGGUUCUCGACAUCGGUGGCGGCAAUAACGUCACUGAGAUUGUAUAUCGAAAACCAUUUGAAGACGGACAGGAACUAGACUUGCAAACUCUCUACAAGUUACCUAAUUCCCACAACUUCUUUUGCCCCAACUGCAAAUCUUGCAUUACAAAAGUCAUCAUUCUCCGUGACGCCCCAUCCUCACCAUCGCGGUCUCCUCGACCGCAGUCGGGUUCGAAGGAUAGAGAAUAUGAUCAGCUACCAUCAUCGACUAAUGUACCAACAGAGAUCACGACGCGACCAUGGAGCCCAAGCCCCAGACCGAGUGUCGUCCAAGAGACUGGAGUGGAUGAUGGUGAGAUCAUUUCCAGCGAAGAGGGUGGUGGAAGGAUCAUAUGCAGCAAUUGCUUUAGUUUUCUUACUCCAAUUGGUGCUUGGAUCUCCUCUCAGCUAGGAUUUGGUCAGAAAAAGCCAACAAUUCCAGCUGAUAUAGUAGGAGGAACUGAAGCUACAAGCCACGCUGGUCCUAGUAUUAUUUCUCGUGGUGAUCAACCAUUCAUCGAGGUUGAAGGUGGCGACUCCAUCGUCCUUACAAUUCCUCCGGUCAGCGGGGAAGAAACAUUGGGCCAAAGAGGAGGAAGAAGAGUAGAGAUAAUGAAGAGCAUUGUGUAUGGAGGUUUAACUGAAGCCAUCACAAGUUUGGGCAUUGUAGCCUCUGCAGCUAGUGCGAGUACUCCAACAGAGAAUAUUGUAGCUUUGGCAUUGGCAAACUUGAUUACGGGUCUUAUUGUCAUCACAAACAAUUUGUCUGGACUCAAAUCAAACCAACUCAAGAAAGAAUCAAACCAAAGUGAUGAUGGAGCAGUACAAGUAGAUCCAUACGAAGAAGCUUUAGGAGACGGACACCAUUACCUUCUUCACUUCACAACAGCCAUCCUAUCGUUCUUAAUCUUUGGGCUUCUACCUCCUCUCGUUUACGGUUUCUCGUUCCGUGACACAGAUGACGGGGAUCUCAAACUUGCAGCUGUGGCAGUCUCCUCUCUUAUGUGCAUUGCCCUACUCGCAAUUGCGAAAGCUUAUGUUCAAAAGGCAAACAAUUUGCAAGAGUAUGCCAAAACCCUAGUUUAUUACGUUAGUUUAGGGUUUGGGGCCUCUGGUUUGUCAUACUUAGCAGGGAAGGAGGUUAAUAUCCUUCUUGAGCAACUUGGUUGGUUUAAGAAAGACCAAAGUACUCCCACUUUGUUGCUCCCUAAUAUGGACUUGGCAAAACCUACAUGGGGAUCCAUAUAAAUUAAUUGAAUGCAUGGAUGGGAUAUGAAGUUGCAAAAGUUUUUAGGGGUUUGUUUUGUUUUGUUUUGUUUUUGUUGAGUGAUUAAGAUAUUUUUGUAUUGGGUGUGUUAUGUGGUUUCGUAAGGGUAAUUAUUAGAAGAGAACAUAAGGAAGGGUUUAUGUAUGUAUUGUGUAGUAUUUAUUUUAAUAAGCCUUUUUGUUCAUGUUGAGAA